CACUGAUGAUCAGUGUGCCCUGAUGAUCAGUGUAGCCCCAGCAGACACCUGUCAGUGUCCAUCAGUGCCAGUUCUCAGUGCUCAUCCAUGCCACCUGCCAGUGCACAUCAAUGCCAUAUAUCAGUGCCCAUCUGAGCUGCCUUUCAGUGUCACCUAUCAGUGCUACCAAUCAGUGCCACCUAUCAGUUCCCGUCAGUGCCACCUAUCAGUUCCCGUCAGUGCCGCCUAACAGUUCCAGUCAGUGCCACCUAAGAGUGCCAUGCCCAUCAGUGAUGCCUGUCAAUGUCCAUCAGUGCAGCCUAUCAGUGCCCAUCACUGCAGCCUCAUUAGCGCACAUCAGUAGAGAAAAAUCACUUAUUUACAAAAUUUUAUAA
Staurois parvus is the source of this 374-nucleotide messenger RNA. Lineage: Eukaryota; Metazoa; Chordata; Amphibia; Anura; Ranidae. The record is from the annotation of a GenBank genome assembly.